Molecule: messenger RNA, 930 nt
Organism: Myxocyprinus asiaticus (Chinese sucker)
Lineage: Eukaryota; Metazoa; Chordata; Actinopteri; Cypriniformes; Catostomidae
Gene: tha1
Product: threonine aldolase 1
Biological process (GO): L-threonine catabolic process; glycine biosynthetic process
Cellular component (GO): cytosol
Molecular function (GO): L-allo-threonine aldolase activity
Source: RefSeq, a predicted model, not a curated record
AUGUCCUGCAUCUCUUCUAGUCUUCACCACACCUGUUGUUCCAGCAAUGGCCACGAGAGGCCACGUCUGACCCCAUCUGAGAAAUUGUCAGUCAGUAACAUGUACCUACUGUACUUUCUCCCAGGCAUCCAUUCUACAACAGUAACUACACUUGCUGACGGCACCUUCGACCUAGACCAGCUGAUCUCCAAGAUCCAUCACGGUUAACCUGACCCACACUACCCACGCUCUCGCCUGGUGUGUGUGGAAAACACGCACAAUAUUCAGGGAGGGCGAGUCCUCCCACUUUCGUUCCUGCAGGAGCUUCGCUCUGUGGCUGAUCAGUAUGGUCUGGGUGUGCAUAUGGAUGGAGCAAGGGUGAUGAAUGCAGCUGUGGCUCAGGGUGUCCAUCCCUCUGUUAUAAUGCAGCACUGCCACUCAGUGAGUGUGUGUCUGUCCAAGGGACUGGGGGCACAUGUGGGCACCGUGCUUGCUGCAAAAGAUUUCAUACAGACAGCAGCUCGUGCCUGCAAGGCGCUUGGCGGAGGAAUGCGCCAGCCAGGCAUCUUGGCAGCAGCUGGUAAGAUUGCCCUGUCAGACAUGAUUGGCAGACUGGAAGAGGACCACAGGAAAGCCAAACACUUUGCUCAAGCGCUGCUACAGUGUGACCCUCCUCUGUACCAGGUGGAUCUUGCAGAAACCAACAUUCUGAGGUUCCGCCUGCUGGACCACAAGAAGCCAACAGAGUUCUGUGAGUGGAUGGCAGGUGUGGAUGAGGAGGAGGUGAAGGCUCUGGGACAGGGGGUUAUGGUGCUGAUGUGACCUCAUGUUGGGGGCACCAUCAGGGCUGUAUAGCAUUUGGGCAUCAGUGAGGAAGAUACUCAGCUGGCUAUACAGAAGGCUCAGUUUGUGGUUCAAAAGCACAGAUUCAAGUCUGUCAAGGCAACAUGA